UAAAUUUCCCAAGCUGCAUUGCAGGCUAACAGGGGUGAGGAAGAAAACAUGGCGAACGGUCUUCGACUAAAUAACAUUGAGCUUUUAGAGCAGGUCGCAGUUCUUGGAUUCUUGGAUGGCGGAGAGCAGGGAAAACGUUUGUACMAUGCAUACGUAGCUGGGCGCGUUGGAUACGAGUUAUACAAGAGAGUAUCAGUCASUAAAGCAGACGUACUUAGAUAUCAAACUAUUUUGAGGGUCAGUGAAUAUUGCAAUAAGAACCCCAAUGCAACUGAUGCACAGAAAAAAGCCAUGCUACAGAAGGAAAUAACAAGUUUUGCCGAACAAGUAGCAUUACUUUAAAUACAGCUUUUCAUCGUUCAUUAAUGCAACUCAUGGGAAAUGAACAGUCAUUUAUUAUUUUAAACUCAUUCAUAAAAUUGCCCAGAAUUAAUAUUCUAAUAAAAACUUUUUGACUGUAAAGCAUAACUUUACAAUGCAAUUAUCCUAGUUCCAGGUGUGGAACUCGGCUGAGGUGGCCUUGAUGUAUAUAAGCACAUGUCUCUGUAUUUUUGUUGAAGAAUCAUGAACUUAUCCAGCUGAUCUGAGAAAAAACAUUAGCCAAUCAGAAUCAAGAAAAUUUCCAAAACUGAGGUGUCACUUUUCCUCUUUUAAUACAGGAAUUUCCAGGUAACCAAGUUAAAAAAUAAAUUGGUAACAUGGUUGAUGGCAGAAUUUUUUUAACUUUCACUAGGUUACAGUGAAAACAGUGAUGUCAUUUCUAUGUCACUAUUUCAGAUCAGCUUGAUAUACCACACAUGUUAGACUUUCUAGCCUGUUAUUUUAUUAUUACAGUAUAUAUGCUCAAACCGUGGAGACUUGCUCACUCUAUUAAACUGUUGCUAUGUAUUUCAUGUCAUAAGUAAAUUGUUAUCACUGUCA
Molecule: messenger RNA, 921 nt
Organism: Actinia tenebrosa (Australian red waratah sea anemone)
Lineage: Eukaryota; Metazoa; Cnidaria; Anthozoa; Actiniaria; Actiniidae
Source: RefSeq, a predicted model, not a curated record